AAAGUAACCGACUCUUCCUCUUCUCAUUAUUGUUAAAGCUGAAGCCACAAAUUCUAGCCUGACGGCCUGACGAGAGAAGAAGAAUGGUUGUACCAAAUAGGAAAAAGCUCUCAUCCUCCUCACCGGACCGAGAUUUUGGUUUUGAUUUUCGUGCGAUUUUGAUGCUGGGAGUCUAGCUUGGUAGAAUUAUUUGUUCAUUCUAUAAAAGGCGCGUGGCUUUUCGAUUGAUAGUUGAUACUCGUUUUGAGUAUGAAACUGAUUCUCUAUAGUCCGAAACGACUGAUUCAAGUUUCCAUGGAUGAUUUGUUUGAUUCCUCUUUAAUGCUCAUUCACUGUGGAUCAAUAUGAUACGAGCUCCGAGCUCGCUCGUUCGGGUGAUGACUGAUGAACCACAUUGGGCGGAGAAUAUGAAAUAGUGAUACGCGAAACGCUCCGUUUCGUAAGGCUCGUAACUUUAAAACCCAGCCCACAUGUUUGGACUUGAGCCCACCCAUUGAACUAUCGGCCCGAAGCAUUAAGGCCUUCUUUGUUCUAUUACGGUUACGAUAAAUACCGAACACCGGAAUUUCGACGGCUCUCUCCGACGUGACAGAAGACGACGAUGGAGAAGUGGAGAACUACUUGUCGUAUCCUCCGAUACUCGUCGAGGUCAUUCUUUAAUUUUCGAUCAAACUCUAACUAUGAGAAGUGUGCGUACCACUCUUAUUCAGCAGGUCUUGAGCAUCGAUGUGAUGGAAUCUACGAAGAAUUCAAGCCGUAUUUCAUGCGUCAAAAGCAAACUGUACAUUCCUGUCUCAGUUCCUUAAAUUCCACGGAAAUAGGUUUUAAACAGGCUUCCGUGAUGCAAUACAGAAGUUUCGGUUCAGUUUCUACGAACAUUCAGAGAAAUUCAUUAUUUGCAAAUUUGAAUUCGGAUGAUAUAAGUUACUUUAAGGAGAUAUUAGGCGAGAAGAAUGUCAUUCAGGACGAAGAAAGGCUGCUUAGUGCCAACACUGAUUGGAUGCAUAAAUACGCAGGCUCGAGUAGGUUGAUGCUUCAACCUAGGACCACCGAUGAGGUAUCCCAGAUUCUCCAAUAUUGUAAUUCCAGGUGCUUGGCCGUUGUUCCUCAAGGUGGAAAUACUGGUCUUGUUGGUGGAAGUGUGCCUGUUUUUGAUGAGGUGAUUAUCAAUAUGGGCUUGAUGAAUAACAUCAUAGCAUUUGACCAGGUCAAUGGUAUACUGGUAUGUGAAGCAGGAUGCAUAUUGGAAAAUCUGGGUUCCUUUCUCGAUAAUGAAGGAUUUAUUAUGCCACUGGACUUAGGUGCAAAAGGAAGCUGCCAAAUUGGUGGAAAUGUUUCAACAAAUGCUGGUGGUUUGCGCCUUGUUCGUUAUGGUUCACUCCAUGGGAGCGUACUUGGCCUUGAGGCUGUCCUAGCUAAUGGGACUGUGCUUGACAUGCUGGGGACUUUACGUAAAGAUAAUACCGGCUAUGACUUAAAGCAUUUGUUCAUAGGAAGUGAAGGAUCACUCGGAAUUGUGACCAAAGUAUCUAUUCUUACCCCUCCAAAGCUAUCGUCAGUAAAUGUAGCUUUCCUUGCAUGCCAAGAUUAUUUAAGCUGCCAGAAACUUCUAACAGAAGCAAAGAGGAAAGUUGGAGAGAUUCUAUCCGCAUUUGAAUUUUUGGAUAUUGAGGCGAUGGAUUUGGUUUUACAUCAGUUAGAGGGUGUCAGGAAUCCACUACCUCCCUUAUUGCACAAGUUUUAUGUUCUGAUUGAGACAACAGGCAGUGAUGAAUCUAAUGACAAGGAGAAACUAGAGGCCUUCCUACUCCGUUCAAUGGAAGCUGGUUUAAUUUCUGAUGGUGUUAUUGCACAAGACAUUAAUCAAGCAUCAGCUUUCUGGCGUAUACGUGAGGGCUUACCAGAAGCCUUGAUGAAAGCUGGGGCUGUGUACAAGUAUGAUCUGUCAUUACCUGUUGAAAAGAUGUACAAUCUUGUAGAGGAAAUGCGAAAAAGACUCGGUGACUCAGCUAGAGUAGUGGGAUAUGGGCAUCUUGGAGAUGGCAAUUUGCAUCUUAAUGUGUCAACUAAAGAAUAUGAUGAUAAGAUUUUUGCACAAAUUGAGCCAUAUGUCUACGAAUGGACAUCAAAGCACCGCGGAAGUAUCAGUGCAGAGCAUGGCCUGGGAUUGAUGAAAGCCAACAAAAUCUACUACAGCAAAACACCCGAAACUGUGCAAUUGAUGGCCUCGAUCAAAAAGUUGCUCGACCCCAAUGGAAUUAUUAACCCAUAUAAGGUUCUCCCACAAUCCCCCAAUUAAUUAAGCAACUAAGAUAAGUCCUAUGAAGAACAAGUGAGACGUAAAUAAGCAAGGUGCAGAUGUAUCUUAUUUUAUGGAUUUUGAAACGGCUGCCUGCAUAUAAAUAUGGUUUAGGUUCUCUCAAGAACUGAAUGUUUUAUGGGUCAUUAAAAAAUUUGAGCUGAACUGAGUUGAGAAAGUUUGUGGUGGACAAUAUUACUAUGGACCCAUUUGGAAAUUUGAGGACUC
Messenger RNA from Tripterygium wilfordii, 2527 nucleotides. RefSeq names its product D-2-hydroxyglutarate dehydrogenase, mitochondrial. Gene Ontology annotation, molecular function: catalytic activity; FAD binding. The coding region runs from base 602 to 2299 and encodes 565 amino acids. The record is from RefSeq and is a predicted model, not a curated record. The transcript has 16 exons. Lineage: Eukaryota; Viridiplantae; Streptophyta; Magnoliopsida; Celastrales; Celastraceae. Gene Ontology annotation, cellular component: mitochondrion.